AUGGCUAGGAAACCUUACUUUGGAAUGAAGGGAGCCUGGCUCACCUUCUGGGUGACCGUCGCAUGCGCGACCGACAUGACACUAUUCGGAUAUGAUCAAGGUGUCUUUGGCGGUGUCAUUGUGACGCCCGACUUUCUCGACUUGCUAGGUAUCGCCGACGAUGCCAAGCUACAGAGCACCGUGACGGCCAUUUACGACGUGGGCUGCUUCUUUGGCGCCAUUUCCACCAUUUGGAUCGGCGAGGCGCUCGGCCGCAAAAAUACCAUUCUCUUGGGCACUACCAUUAUGAGCAUUGGUGCCAUUCUCCAAAUCGCCGCCUUUGGCGUGCCGCAAAUGAUUGUCGGCCGCAUCGUUGCCGGUAUUGGCAACGGUAUCAACACCUCUACCGCCCCCGUCUGGCAGGGCGAGACGUCCAAGGCUAGUUGGCGUGGAAAAUUGAUUGUGAUUGAAAUGAUUUGCAACAUCUUUGGUUUUAUGCUAAGCAAUUGGGUCACUUUUGGUCUAUCCUAUGUAUCAGGCUCCGUGGCCUGGCGUCUGCCUUUGGCCGUACAAUUUAUUUUCAUAUUUAUUCUCUAUGCCACUGUCCCGUGGCUGCCCGAAAGUCCUCGUUGGCUCAUUGCCAAAGGACGAGUGGAUGAAGCCGACGUUAUUUUGGCGGAUCUCGAGGCCCUCGAACCUGAAGAUGCGCUGGUCGUUACCCAAUCGAAAGAUAUCCAAUGGGCCGUCGAUUACGAGAGAAAGAACACAGUACCGUGGUCUCACUUGCUCCGAGGCAAGACUGGUCCCAACGGCGGCACAUCCACUAUCCGACGCCUCAUUCUGGGAAUGGGAGCCCAGGCUAUGCAACAAUUUUCUGGAAUCAAUGUUACCUCUUAUUACCUACCACUUGUACUUAUUCAAUCCGUUGGUCUUGACGAGAAGUUGGCACGAUUGCUUGCAGCUUGCAAUUCCGUGUCCUACCUUCUUUUCAGUACAAUCGGUAUCCCCAACGUGGAGAGAUGGGGUAGAAGAAAGAUGAUGAUGUAUGCGGCAACUGGGCAGGCCUUUUGUUAUAUGAUCAUUACUAUUUGUAUUAGAUACAGUGAAGAUCCCGGAACUGGAAGCACGGCGAAUGUACAAUGGGCCAAGGCAUCCAUUGCAUUUUUCUUCCUCUACUACGUGUUCUUUGGUAUCGGUUGGCAAGGUGUACCCUGGCUCUACCCAACAGAAAUUAACAGUCUGAGUAUGCGUACCAAGGGCGCAGCACUCGGCACGGCCACGAACUGGAUCGUCAAUUUCAUGGUGGUCGAAAUCACGCCUGUAGGCAUCGCGUCCAUUGGUUGGCGCUUCUACAUCAUCUGGACCGUCUUCAACGCCUCCUUUGUGCCCAUUGUCUACUUGUUUUAUCCCGAGACUGCAGGACGCACGCUCGAGGACGUCGACCGCUUCUUCCAGGAGAACCAAGACAUCUUGAUCUUCAAGGACCCCGACGCCAAGUCUUCAAAGCGCCCGGAGCGCUAUAUCAGUCUCGAGAGGGAUGAGAUGCGGCGAAACAGCUCCAUUAGACCUGCCGAUCUACACGCUGUAUUGAACCGCCAGAGCGUGGCCGACAGGGCGAACAGCGAUACCAAGGAUGAAGAGAAGGGCUCCACGUCACAUGCCGAGUAA
Pestalotiopsis fici W106-1 is the source of this 1647-nucleotide messenger RNA. RefSeq lists its product as uncharacterized. Gene Ontology annotation, molecular function: carbohydrate:proton symporter activity. The record is from RefSeq and is a predicted model, not a curated record. Lineage: Eukaryota; Fungi; Ascomycota; Sordariomycetes; Amphisphaeriales; Sporocadaceae. Gene Ontology annotation, biological process: carbohydrate transport; transmembrane transport. Bases 1 to 1647 code for a protein of 548 amino acids. The transcript is spliced from 7 exons. Gene Ontology annotation, cellular component: membrane.